Messenger RNA from Mobula hypostoma (lesser devil ray), 4102 nucleotides. It is a transcript of the gene hdac8, whose product is annotated as histone deacetylase 8. The transcript has 12 exons. The record is from RefSeq and is a predicted model, not a curated record. Lineage: Eukaryota; Metazoa; Chordata; Chondrichthyes; Myliobatiformes; Myliobatidae. Gene Ontology annotation, cellular component: nucleus. Gene Ontology annotation, biological process: negative regulation of transcription by RNA polymerase II. Gene Ontology annotation, molecular function: histone deacetylase activity. Bases 270 to 1214 code for a protein of 314 amino acids.
CGCUACCAACACAACCUACAUUUACGCUCCCGAUUAUAUCGAGAAAUGCGACUCCCUUUCCAAAAUCUCCCGGCGGGCUAGUAUGGUCCACUCACUGAUUGCCUCCUAUGGAUUGCUGAAAUACAUGAGGUGCUGCUCGAGCUGCUGAAUUCCUUUGGUAGAUUGUUUGUUGCUACGGAAGGGUCUUCCUCACAACUUCCUAUAACUGUUUCUCAAAAUCUUAUCUGUAUCCUUGUAUCAUCAGGGUUGUCAAACCCCGAAUAGCUUCAAUGGAGGAAAUGGCAAUGUUCCAUACAGAUGCUUACCUGGAACACUUACAGAAAAUCAGUGAAGAUGGUGAUGAUGAUGACCCUGAAUCUGUAGAGUAUGGACUAGGUUAUGACUGCCCUGCAACAGAAGGAGUGUUUGAUUAUGCUGCAGCUGUAGCUGGAGCCACUCUUACAGCGGCCCAGUGCUUGAUGGACAAAAAAUAUCAAGUAGCAAUAAAUUGGCCUGGGGGAUGGCAUCAUGCAAAAAAGGACGAAGCAUCUGGGUUUUGUUAUCUGAAUGAUGCUGUGCUUGGCAUUCUAAAACUGCGAAAAAAGUUUGAUCGAGUUUUAUACAUAGAUAUGGACCUACAUCAUGGUGAUGGUGUCGAAGAUGCAUUCAGCUUUACAUCAAAAGUAAUGACUGUAUCUUUUCACAAGUAUUCCCCUGGAUUUUUCCCAGGGACAGGAGAUGUGACAGAUAUUGGAAUGGGGAAGGGAAGAUAUUACACUGUUAAUGUCCCAUUGCAAGAUGGCAUUCAAGAUAACCGGUACUACCAUAUAUGUGAAAGUGUCUUGAAAGAGGUUUAUGUUUCAUUUAACCCUGAAGCAGUAGUCUGUCAGCUAGGAGCAGACACUAUGGCUGGGGAUCCCAUGUGCUCCUUUAACAUGACACCAGUAGGAGUGGGAAAGUGCCUGCGUUACAUACUGAACUGGGAGUUACCAACUCUGAUCUUAGGAGGAGGGGGCUAUAACCACGCUAAUACAGCCCGGUGCUGGACAUACCUCACUGCCAUUAUCCUCGGAAAAACUCUGUCUUCAGAAAUUCCUGAUCAUGAGUAUUUUACAGAGUAUGGGCCUGAUUAUGUACUAGAAAUCACACAAAGCUGCAGAACUGAUCAGAAUGAUCCCCAGCGGAUUGAACAGUUACUCAAUACGAUCCGAGGAAAUCUGAAGAAUGUAAUUUAAUAUUUGAAUGGGAAUGAGCGGAAGGCUGCAAAACCUUUUAACUGCGUGCAGUCUGUGCCUGCUGUAGCUGCAGGGGAGACAUGGGUCAAAAUUACUUGCAAGUUCCAGGACAACAGAUGUUCAUUGAAACUUGAAGAUUCAGUUAACACUUUAAGGGGAAAAGACCUUGAAUAUUCCAAAAUUGUCAUAUCUUAUUGUGUUUGCUUAUUUUGUUAAUCUCAUGUUGUAAAUAUAUUUUUAUUUGAUCUUAAUUGCUUCUUUGUAAUGUGACCUUCAGUGGAGUUGCAGUUUAAUUUCUGGUUGGCCAAGGAAUUUGUCAAUUACAUUUUCAGGAAUUCAAUUAACAUUUUAGGCUUAUUGUGAAAGCAUUUAUUUAAUCAAUUUCAUCUGCUGUUGAAAAAUUGCAAAAAAAGACUUUUCAAAAUGUAACAUAUCAAUUUAACAUUUUAAUGCUCCGCUGCACUGUUCUUCAUGACAUUUUUCUUGGCUAAAUUUUCAGUGGAGUUCAGGGUCUCAAACAAAGUUGGUAGCAAGGAAAUAUACAAGGGAGCCUCUCCCACUCAAGAAGUAAGACUGGUUGGAAGAUGGUGUGCGGGUUGGGGGUCCCUGCUGUCGCAGGAAUGGACCACAAUACCUGGAGAAGGUGUACGCUUCAUAAAGCCAUUUGUUAGAACAGGAUUGGAAUGAAUCCUAUAAAAGAAGUUAAAGUUGGUCCUUUACUGUGGAUACCACCUCCAUAAGUUGAUCCUUCUUUCCUCAUUGUUUUCUUUGGAGUUUUUUUUACGGUGGGGCUUUCUGUAAAAAUGUCAUAUUUAAAUUCUCUGGUCUUCCUUUGUGAGGGAGUUGCUCCUAGAUACCAUAGAAUUGGGUUUCUCUGUAUGACAAGAGUGCCCCAGACAUUCAAAGAUGUCUGACAUCUUUGAACUCAAACAGUCUCAAUAUGUCCUGUUUAAAUGUUACAUGGAUGGAGGUUUGAAAAAUGUUGCAGUUGCUGUAGAAAUCUUGGACUAGAAUUCUACCAUCAUUGCUGUUAGCAAUUUGAUGUCCACAAAUUAGUGAAAGUGUUUAUAAGCUUAACAUGUGGCAUGUCAGGACAAGAGUUAGAAAUUCCUGUGCUCUUGGAUGAAUGCCAGAUCUCACUCUAAAACUUUUUUUUAAAAAAGAUAUCAAUAUUACAAUCUAACCAUUUGAAAUUAUGAAUAGUGUCCUUAACUUAAAGUAUUUAAAAACUGUGUUGUUGAUAUCAUGAGGGAAUUUGAUGGAAAAUUACUGUAUGAUGAAACAAAAUGAUCAUUGGGAACAAUAAGGUAGCUAACUAGCAGGCUACUUUGGGCCAUACAAAGCAUGGAAGCUUUGCUAGAUUAGGCAGUUCAUUUAUAAUGUGGAUGUAAAAUGGUAUAAUGUGAGCCAUUUUCAUAUUUCGCCAAGGCAUGCUACUGUUGCAAAUGCCCAGUCUCCAAAUCCAAAAAUAAACUGCCCAAGAUUUACUGAAACUGGCUGUCAGGGAGACCCAUUCUUUUGUUUCUUCCCAUUAUGUGAUCUUGGGGAAUUCUGAUAAGUUGAAUUGCUGCUUGUAGUUUACAACAUAUAUUAAUGGCAUUGAAAACCGGCUCCACUUAUGUGGAUUUAAGUGUGACGUGAUAGCAACUAUGGUCACUGAGUACUGCCUGGCAAGUGUCACUCAACCCAACAACAGUAAAGAACCAAAAUUGCCUAAAGAGAUACUAUUUUAACCACUGGUUGUUUGCUGGUAUUGAUCCUAAUAAUUUGGGUGGGCUAUGCUCCAUGGUGGGCACAGAGUUAGAUAACACAGUAGUUAUUGUCCCACCUUCUGUUGAAGUAAAACACCUUCAAACAUCAGUCAUGGUGAGUCCUCUAAUCACAUUCAAAUCUAGACUGCUUUUCUUAAGUAUGUCGUCAACUCUCACCAUUUGAACAUUUUCAGAAAAAUUAUUUUUUCUGGAGUUCUGCUGAUGUACAGCUACACUCCAUUUGUCUAAAGUAUUUCAUAUAAAUAGAGAAGACAACAGAAAAUGCAAGCAAGUUGUUUUUGUUUGCACUUGCAUUGAAAAGUGUUUUGUCAAUUAAAAAUGUUUCUGUGCUUCUCACUGUUGGAAUGCAAUGACUAGUUAUUUUUAGGCAAGCGUGACAAUCUUCAAUAUACAGGUAUUAGAUGAUCAGUUUUUGCUAACAUUACUUGAGGAGGGAAUUAGGGUGCAAUCAAGGUAACUGAGACAGAAUUAAAUCCAAAAGAGCAGUGGAUAAUUAAUUGCAACACCAAUAGAGUUAAAGAUGGCUGAAGAGAGCAGAUAAGACAAUAAAUUAAAUGAGAGAAAGAAAAAUGAAAAAGAAAAUUAGACACCUUUCAUUUCUGAUUUUACGUACACCAUAAUUCUUCUGGUGACAUGACUGUGUUGGGAUUAACUCAUGUAGGGGAUUCAAUCCAGCUUGGAACUCGUGGAAUUGGUUUUUGGACCCCAAUUCCUAAAUGUUCAUAAUUUUCUGCCCCUUUAAUGCUCAAUGCAGGGAUCACACUCACUAAAUCAUUCCUAUGAAAUUCCUUAUUUAUUAAAGUGAGAAACAAUCCCUUGUGUGGCAUUGCUAUAGGUUAUGUGUAGAUGUUAAUGAAGCAAUUCAUUUUUAACAAUUCAUUCAAUUGCCAGCAUCAGCCUGUUGGUUUUAAUUUUAUUUAAACCAAGUUCAAUUUAAAUGGGUCUUAAACAUAAAGUUGUAAUUAUACCUCAGCCUUAGGAGUUUAGCAAUUUAUCAAUGUUAAGAGUUGAAAUCAAAUGGUAUUUUUUACAUUGUUCCUGUUACUGUUUCUCAUUUUUGCAGACUUAUGGUAAUCAGAAAAUGUAGAAUAAAUAGUCAUUAAUAAAAAAAUUUAA